GUGCUUUCUUCCCUCCCCCCGUCGGGGGUCGCCGAGGCCGGUGCCAUUCACAAGCAACCCGCCGGGCCGGCCGGCGCGCCACUCCUCCGAUCGGCCUCAUCGGAGAAUGACUGCGUCCCACUGGCAGCCAACGUGGAUGGCCCGCCGCUCAGACCGGAGGGCCCGCGCGCGCCUCUGGCUCAGCAGCAGGCCGACAUCUCGAUUGAUGACCCGGUCGCCACCAUGGCCGUCGCCGCCGCCGCCGCCGCCGCCACCACCACCACCACCGCCGCCAUGGCCGCCGCCGCCGCCGCCUCCACUGCCACUGCGGGCACCGCCACCAUGUCCAAGUCCGCCUCCCUGCCCCUCCCGCCUUUCUCCAUCCAGCGGCCCUCCUCCGCAUCGACAUCGCCCGAAAAGCGCCGGCGCUCCGAGGCUUUUGACGAAGAGGCCGAGCCGGUGUCCUCGCCGCCCCAGCAGAAGCGCCAGCAGUCCGGCUCUCCGACCGUCGCCCACAGCCUUGCCUCUGACGCCGAAGCCCCCCCCGGCCAUGCCGCCGAUCAUGUUGUCGAGCACGCCCCCAACCACCCCCCCCAGGAGGCCGGCCGCGCGGCGUGCACUUCCUAUCCCCCCGAGCAUGUCGAUCAUCCGGCCAAGGAGCAGUUCGCUGACCACCAGCAGCAGAAGCAGGAGCAGCAGCAGCAGCAGCAGGAGCAGCAGCAGCAGGAGCAGCAGCAGCAUGCUGCCACCCGGCAGCCUGCAAGCCCCGCCACCCCGGAUGCCCCUUCCACCCCCGACGGCGCCUCCGAUGACCCCUCCUGCCGCCGCAGUCGCAGCAGCAGCACCUCGGUCUCCCCCCUGGCCCUGUCCCUGCAGGAUGUCAUCCGCCUGCCCGCCCAGCCAAUCAACCACCUCCAUGGGCACCGGCUUCCUGAGGGGGUGCCCGAUAUCGACGCUCUCUACCCCUCGGCUCUGGAUGCCGACUACCAAGCCGACAUCGUCAACUACAUGCACCGCAUCCAGCAUCAGUACUACGCCGAUCCCGGGUACAUGGUCCGGCACCCGGACCUCCGGUGGCACUUUCGCUUCAUCGUCAUCGACUGGAUGAUGGAUGUCUUCAACAAGAAGCAGCUCCCCGCCGGGACCCUCUAUCAGGCGGUCAACAUCUUCGACCGCUAUCUGUCCAUCUGCCCGCCGCUGCCCCGGACCAAGCUCCAGCUCAUUGGCGCUGUGAGCCUCAUCCUGGCCAGCAAGCAUGAGUCGGCUCUGCACAUUCCCCUGGCCGAGUGGGUGGAGUUGGUCACGCGCAAUUACUCGGUCAACGAGAUCAUCGAGGCCGAGCGCGUUGUCCUCUCCACCUUGUCCUUCAAGUUGAACUUCCCCUCGCCGCUUUUCUUCCUGGACCGCCUGGUCAAGGCCCAGGCCAAUGACGGCGAGUCGCGCUCCAUUGCCAAGUACCUGAUCGAGGUGACCCCCCUGAUCUCCGGGGCCCUCUGCUUCCCGCCGGCCAUGGUGGCCGCGGCGGCCACGCUGAUUGCCCGUCGCCUGCUGUCCAAGUCCCCGGCCUGGUCCGAUGCCUUGACCUUCCACAGCGGCGGCUACACUCCUGCACACCUGGUCGAGCUGCAUGAUAUCAUGAUGUCCUUCUUGCGCAUGCCGCCGCCGCCGGGCGCCGCCGGGGCCAACCCCGCCUCGGCCGAGCCCGAGUCCCCGGCCCAUCGCCUCACCCCGACGGCCUACGUCUACCGGAAGUACUGCACCCCGGAGAAUGGCUUCAUUUCCCGCUCGGUGGGCCUGAUCGUGACGCACUUCUUUGCCGAGGACCGCGCCACCCUCUGCCACGACUUCCCCUACUUGUCGGAGCUCUAUGCCAGCCGGCCGGGCACCGCGGCCGCCGCCGCCGUCCCGCAGCAAACCUGA
Fonticula alba is the source of this 1899-nucleotide messenger RNA. RefSeq lists its product as hypothetical. Gene Ontology annotation, biological process: regulation of cyclin-dependent protein serine/threonine kinase activity; mitotic cell cycle phase transition. Gene Ontology annotation, cellular component: nucleus; cytoplasm; cyclin-dependent protein kinase holoenzyme complex. The record is from RefSeq and is a predicted model, not a curated record. The coding region runs from base 223 to 1899 and encodes 558 amino acids. The transcript is spliced from 3 exons. NCBI's taxonomy places the organism in Eukaryota, Rotosphaerida, Fonticulaceae. Gene Ontology annotation, molecular function: cyclin-dependent protein serine/threonine kinase regulator activity.